AAGCGUUACAUUUCUUUCUGGUAUAGAAACAUGGCAGGAGAGAAUUGAAUUGAAUUCGAAGCAAUCUGGAAUUGUCAAUUACGAAUGUCAAUGGCAACUUCUUAACUACCCUUGUUUUUGUCUAAAGCAUGAGAUGGAUCUAUUUUCUAUCAAUUGCAGAAAGAAUCGGAGAUUGGAAUCAGUAGCAGAGACAACGAGGAUGAUGCGAUAAGUUUGUUUUCCGCGGCCGAAGAAGAAGAAGAAACCGUCUGCAGCGGAGGCGGGGAAGAAAUAGGGUUCUGUUUUGCAUUGCUUAUUCAACAAGAUGCCUUUGGCUCAAGACCCUUUCUAUAUCGUGAAGGAGGAUAUUCAACAAUCUAUUGACAAGCUGUUGUCUACAUUUCAUCAAUGGGAGCGCAUUCCCAGUAGUAGUGUAGAGUAUCAACGUCUCAUUAAGGAGCUUCUUGCUGCAUGUGAGAGCGUUUCAUGGCAGGUGGAUGAAUUGGACAAGACAAUUGCAGUUGCCUCAAAAGAUCCUGCUUGGUAUGGUAUUAAUGAAACGGAGCUUGAAAAAAGAAGAAGAUGGACCAGCAGUGCACACAACCAGGUGGGGAAUGUGAAGAAAGCGGUAGUAGCCGGACAAAAUUCAUGUGGUUUGAGUGUUAUUGAAAUGCGAAAAGAGUUGAUGGCACAGCCAAAUUCUCAUCAGGCAGCUAAACUGAACAAGUACACUCCCCCAAAUAAUGAUGAUUUUAUAUCAUCUGAAUCUGAUAGACAGUUACUUCUCAUAAAGCAGCAGGAUGAUGAGCUGGAUGAGCUUAGUGCUAGUGUAAGAAGAAUUGGCGGUGUUGGGCUGACUAUACAUGAUGAACUUCUUUCACAGGAGAAGCUGAUUGAUGAACUCGGCGUGGAGAUGGGUAGCACAUCUACUCGUCUUGACUUUGUUCAGAAAAGAGUUGCUAUGGUAAUGAAGAAGGCCAGUGUCAAGGGUCAGAUUAUGAUGAUAUUGUUCUUGAUUGGGUUGUUCUUGUUUUUAUUUUUUCUGGUUUUCCUCACCUAGUUGACAGAGACAAUAAGCCCAAAUGUUUUUUUUUGUAAAUUAAACUUUUUUAAUACCCAAAUGCUCUCAUCAUUUUGUGUAUUUAAUUUACUUGUCACCCCAAAUAAAGUAUCUCACUCACC
Molecule: messenger RNA, 1161 nt
Organism: Cuscuta campestris
Lineage: Eukaryota; Viridiplantae; Streptophyta; Magnoliopsida; Solanales; Convolvulaceae
Source: the annotation of a GenBank genome assembly